[Torrubiella] hemipterigena is the source of this 1209-nucleotide messenger RNA. NCBI's taxonomy places the organism in Eukaryota, Fungi, Ascomycota, Sordariomycetes, Hypocreales, Clavicipitaceae. The record is from the annotation of a GenBank genome assembly.
AUGAAACGCAUCGCCGCUUCGCUUGGGGGGCUCAUGCGCUCAUUAGUAUACAUAUUGUCGCCCUCGCCUGCUACUGGAUGGGAAAUUUGUUACUUUGCUUCUCUAAUAGACUCAAGUUUCUGUCGUUUUCCCCCAAGGUGCCGGAUUUCUUUUUACAAGUUUCUUUCUUUUUUACUUGGCCUGUCUGUCACUUCAUUCACUUACAACAACAACAACACCACCCUUCCUUUUUUAUUCCAUCUUGGCUGCCGGUCAGCGCCUAGUUUCUACGACGUUUUUUUUGUGUUCGGAUUCCUUCACAUCACAUAUUUCAGUAUGCGCUACUCUCUCUCACACCGCGCGCUGCUUGCUGUUGCGGCAUCCAGCGCCGUCCAUGCCACGCUGCUGCAACCACCAGGCGUUGAGGCUCGCAACGGCGGGCCUGCCGUCUCACUUGAACCUCUCCCCGAAAACCCGCAGGUUACUGGAAAGCCGUCUCAGACUAUAGGAACAGACUGCCGCGUCACCGAGAACAUCACCGUCACGCAGUAUGUGACUUCAAAGGUUGCUGCCAGCGCCUCUUCUAGCUGCGACUCGGUCGUCACUGUCACAUCUACCUCUACCGUCUUUUCGUCAAGCAAAGCAGCCAAGACCAAGACGAAGAAGCCAAAGUCUUCCAAGACGACAAGCACCACCGCCCAGCAGACUUCUUCCUCUGCCAGCGCCUUCAGGGCCGAGUCUGUCGUGCACUCUCUCGACCACACCGAGACUAUUGUCAAGACUGUUGGCCAGACGGUGGCUCCUCUUGCAGUUCCGACUGGCGGUACUGUCACAACUCCCCAGGACGGAGACGAGGGUGUUACAAGCCCGCCUAGUCCAUCUGGUGGCGGUGAUAGUGGUGACGAUGGCGAUGGCGGCAAUGGCGGCGAUGAUGAUGAUAACGGUGGUGGUGAUGAUGGUUCUCAGGAUGGCUCUGGCGAUGAUAAGCCCACAGGCCGUCCCGCAGAGUCCACUACCAUCUUUACAUCUAUUGUUCCCAAGCCUGCACCGACCAACACGCUUGCGCCAUUCCCUGCUGGCAACGGCAACUCUACCAACCCCAACUCGAGCAGCGGCGUUGGCUUCCCACAGCCUACAGUCCCUAUCGCUGCUGCUGGUGUAAUGGGCUCAACGCCUAGCAUCGGUGCAGCUAUGGCUGUAGCAGCUGGUGUGUUGGCUGUUCUGUUCUAA